UAUAAAUAAACCCUUCAUUUCGAUGACAACAGCAAACACAAAAAUGGAAGAAAAAAGAGGAGAAGAAAAUCAUUCAAGUAAUUCUGCAACAUUUCGUUCCAAGGUGGAAAAAAUGCAGGGUAUCAUACAUGAGUACUCGGGAGGUGGUUGGGACAAAUGCUGGGAGCAACGAGUGACACCAUGGGAUUUGGGUCAGCUAACGCCUAUAGUGCUAGAACUUCUUGACAAGGAAACCCUUCCCAAAGGCAGAGUUCUAGUCCCUGGAUGUGGGUCUGGACACGACGUGAUUGCAAUUGCAAACCUUGAACGCUAUGUUGUAGGACUGGAUUUAUCGGAAAAUGCCUUGAAAAGAGCAAGAGAGAUAUCUUCGUCAUCACCAAAUGCAAAAUGUUUUGAGUUUAUAGAGGCGGACUUCUUCACUUGGUGUCCAACUGAGAAAUUUGAUCUCAUAUUUGAUUAUACGUUUUUCUGUGCGUUUGAACCUCGCAUGAGAGCAUCCUGGGGAAAACGAAUGGAUGAGCUGUUGAAACCAGAUGGGGAGCUCAUAACUCUAAUGUGGCCUACUGAUGAUCGCGAUGGAGGUCCACCUUAUAAAGUUUCUGUGGCCGAAUAUGAAGAAGUUUUGCAUCCCUGGGGAUUCAAGGCGACUUCUGCAAUAGAUAACGAGCUAGCUCACGUAGGACUACGAAGGGGUUGCGAGAAGCUUGGGAGAUGGAAGAGGUGUCUUUAAAGAAUUCAGAAAGAAAGCGAGUACCCCCUAUGGAUCUAGAGUAACAUUUCAUCUAUCUUGGCUCAUAAACAAGCGUUUCAGAGAGCGUGUGUGAGGUGUCACUUGAGUGUUGGAAUAAAAAAAUUAUUUUCUGCUUUUAGCUGUUACAGCAGAAUUGUUCAGUUUCAAUUUUGUUGUCUGUAACACCUCUUUUCUCCUCGUCUCAAUUCUGUCUUACUGCCUACAUAGGGCUCUUUUUAUGUAACCCUUUGUUAUCAAGAUUGUAAUAGAAUAAAAUCUUUUACUAUUUCUCAUCCAA
Molecule: messenger RNA, 1028 nt
Organism: Papaver somniferum (opium poppy)
Lineage: Eukaryota; Viridiplantae; Streptophyta; Magnoliopsida; Ranunculales; Papaveraceae
Product: probable thiol methyltransferase 2
Exons: 8
Coding region: 23-730 (235 amino acids)
Molecular function (GO): S-adenosylmethionine-dependent methyltransferase activity
Source: RefSeq, a predicted model, not a curated record